Molecule: messenger RNA, 3854 nt
Organism: Pelmatolapia mariae (spotted tilapia)
Lineage: Eukaryota; Metazoa; Chordata; Actinopteri; Cichliformes; Cichlidae
Gene: inavab
Product: innate immunity activator b
Exons: 10
Coding region: 292-2139 (615 amino acids)
Biological process (GO): positive regulation of protein ubiquitination; adherens junction maintenance
Source: RefSeq, a predicted model, not a curated record
GUGAGCGCUCGGAGUAUGCUUUCCAGCAAAGUUAGCGGUUUGAGAACUCAGCUUCAGCUUAAUGGUUGUUUUCCUGUUAAUUCAAGCGGCUAGACUACACUGACGUAACGCUGGGACUCGAUUCUGUUUUCUUCCACUCCUUUUUUUUUCCACUGUAGCUAAAGUAAACUUCCAGCUCAAAUCUGGGAGGCUGCGAGCCAAUGGAGCGCAGAUUGUAUGGAUGUAGAUGAGGCAUGCUGCUAGCAGGCUAACUAGCUACGAAGAACAGGAACAGGAAGUCCAUCUACUGACAUGGAGGGCAACGGGGAGAUCAGCGACACUGACAGCGGCAUCAUUCUUCAUUCAGGGUCUGACAGCCCAACAACCCACACAAAGGAUGUGACCACACACACACGGGCAAUAAAGAUCAAACACCAGGAGCUCCAAGAGAAGUUAGAGAUGUGCAUACAUGAGCUGAGGAAACUGUGCAUCCGAGAAGCUGAGCUGACGGGCCGGCUGUCAGAAGAUUAUCCUCUGCAGCCAGGAGAGAAGGCCCCGCAGGUUCACCGCCGCGUUGGAGCUGCGUUUAAACUUGACGAACUCAAAAUCCCUCGAGGAGCAGAGGAUUCAAAAUUGAGUUCAGUCGACGCUUCUCUAGCGCUUCAGAUGAAGAUAUAUGAAGCUGCACGGAAGCUCUGUGAAGAGGAAAACUUGAGCAAGUCUGUGAGGAAGAGCCGCCUGCAGCAGUGCAAAAGAGAGGAGAAGAAACUCAAGCAUCUACAGGAGACGGCCUUCAGCCUUCGACUGGAGCAUGGCCGAUCAUCACCACUCCCUGCCCUCAGUAUUACGCAACAAGAUCUUGGCACAUCUGAUGACAGCUCUCUAUCUGAUUCUGUUGUGCAAGAUGAAGAAGUCACAAGUCAGUCUUCACAGCCUUCUUCAGGACUCCCUUAUCCAGCAGAGACAGAUCCUCCCCAGCUGCUCCCUCUGUCCACGCAGUCUUGUGUGGAUGGCGCCUACAUUUCUCCAAGUGUGACUCCGCAGUCCCUGCAGCUGAACCUGAGUCACUCUCCCCAUCCAAGCGUUGACUUGAGCUUUACCUUGAGGCCAGAGUAUGACCUUCCUCCCAUCGAGCACUCCCCAUGGGCCGAGUCAAGUCUUGACCAGCCCUACCAGAAGAGCAAGAAGUCGCGCUCAUCUGUCAAGAUGAGCAGCCCAGCCAAACCUGAGUCUUUGCCACCUUUGGAAGCUUGUUUAGCACAGUCGGCUCUGCCUGUUCAACUUUCCCACCUAAAGCUGAGUCGCACCCAGUCAAACAGUACACCCUCCACCCCAGAGAUGCGAGUGCACAGACAGCUCUCCCUCAGGCUGUCCUCUCCUGACUCUGCAUUUGAAAAGGAGCGUGGUCGCCCCCGAGGCCCAAGGAGGCGGCUGACCGAAUACUCAAUAACUUUACCAGAGACUCCAUCUCCUACACUGAACUACAGAAGCCAUGCUAGCUCUGAGGACAGCAACUCUGAAAACUCGUUUCCUUCUUACAAUAGCUCCCCGUGUCGGGAAUUGCCCGGUGAUUUGCCCAAACAAUUUCCAUCUGCAUUCCUGCUCCCCAGCCCAGUUGGCAGCUAUGGACCUCGAGCUUUCCCGCAUGCUGGCUUUUACCGUAAUCCCCGGCAGCAGCCCAGUCCUGGUAUUCCAAAAGCCUAUUACGAUGAAGAACUGAUCUACAAUGAGAUGGAUAUGCCACGGAGCUAUUUCCCCCAGCAAGCUCCUUGUUCCUCGAAUAGAUAUGAUUAUAGGUAUAAAGACACUGCAGUACCUCACCAGAGAGUACAGAGGCCUUUUGCUCCUGAUAUUAGAAUCACCCCGCCAGCAAAUUGGGACCAUCCACACUGCCACUCUAAUGGUCUCCCACGACAAGUAGUGAACGAACAGCUAAAGUCGUGGCAGAGACGCAGUCAGCAAAGAGCACCCAGGUCUCGUUCCCUUGACAGACAGGGAGCAGUGCGGAUGAAAAACGUGUUUGUCGGAGAGUCACCCUGCUACCAAACUCAGCAGUACCGUGAGCAGGUUAUUCAGAGAGGGACUCUCCACAGAGCUGCAGAGGGUGCUCAAGGCCACUGGUUUGGAGAGGACGCCUCUCACUUUUACAGCCAAGUAUAAAGAGAAGAAACUUGGAUGCCAAACUUAACUCUGUUAAUGUAAAGGCAGCAUAUUUUCCCAUUAUACCAAAGUAAGAUAGAAAAUUGAUAUAGAGGAAUUUUUUAUUUCUAUCGGGACUUCUCAUGAAAGUUUUUGUUAUCCUGGAGUAAAAAAUUGGAGCGUCUUACAAAACAAUGUUACAUAGCACAGCACUAACUAUAGUCUCCAGGUUACCAUAAAUCAGACAUCCUCAGAAAUGUGAGUGCAGUGUUUGUUUGAUUUUCUUUGUUUUUUGGCCAUUUUAAUAUCUAUAGGUUAAGCAUUGAUCUGAAUGCCAGUGAAUUACAAUUAAUGAAGCAGCCAGCUAAAUUUAGGUCAAUCCAUUGAUUAAACCUUGCAGGUUUCUUAUCAUUCCUUCACAUCUGAAGCAAUCAAACAAAAUGAAAAAUGGAGGAAGAGAUGACAUGAGCUCCUACAAAGAAUCAGCUACUAAAAUGUGCGUAGUGUAGUCAGAUGUAAAGUUGUAUUAGAAAUGAAUCUGGGAUGAAUUGAUAAUGCCAGAUUGAUAUUGAACUACCUUAGGUACUUUAGAUCCACACUAACAUGUUUUUGUUUUAAAACACAAUGGAUGUGCGUCCUGCAUCUAUAACAUGCAGAAUUAAACAGGGUUAAAAAAAAUGCUUUAUGGUGCCUUAAAUGCAGUAAUGUGGACAUGAUGUAUAAAUGUAUUAAAAUGUGUUUUAAAACAAGAAAAUAUACGUGUUAGCAUGGCCUUAAUGUAACAUAGAUGUGGUUAUCUCUAGCUUAAAACAAACCAAAUAAUUAAUCAUUUUGAGAAAUGUACCCCCAGACAGAGAAACUAAGUUUCUGCUGUUUGCUAGUUGGAAAACUAAUAUACUCAUUUUCAUUCUACCUGUAUGAAGGAAAGGAGUCUACUGCCAAAAUAAUGUAAAUUAGCAACACAUCCUUUGUAAGUGUGUGUUUGGGUUGUGUUUUUUAUCAUGUUGCCUGAGAUUAAUUAAGUCACGGUUUUACUGAACUUGUGCUGCUUUAUUUCAAGAUCCCAGGUUUGACCUCUUUAUCACAUACUUAUGGAGGCAAAUUUGUCUCAGUGUUAUACUUGUUAUAACUGGCACAGCUACAGAAACAUUUGACUUGAACUAACAGACUUAAUCAGCUAGUUGAAACUAGACACUAACUCAUCCAUGUGGGAUGGUGGCAAAUUGAGCAGAGGCUUGAGGCUUGGCAGCUAUUAGUGUGUCAAAUUGUAAUGUUUUGAACUUCAUCCGUGCCUUUACCUGCGUCUGAGAGAGCAGCUCACUAACCUUUCUGUUAGCAGCAGUAAUAGUUUGACACUGAGGUAGACACAAACACUCCAAGCCCACCACUCUCAACCAAACAAACUUCAAAUAAUAAAUAUUUGAGAAUCAGAGUCAUGUAGAGCGAAUUCAGCUACAGAUACACACUGACUGGUCUCUCACAGUAAUCUAUUUAUCUUAAUUUAUUGUGAUUUGCACCACUGGACCUGUGAAAAGUCAGACUUGAAAUUAAAUUAAAUAUGGACCAGAGUUUGCAAAACAAAUCAGGUGUCUAGUUUACAAAAAGAAAAACAGACCACAAUCAUGUUACCCUUUGUGUCUCUUUUUUUACUGUCUUUUUUAUUUAUCAUUUACAGUAGUUUAAGUGGAGUUAUUGUGUUAUGUUGCUGUUUUAAAAAGAAAUCUGUGAAAGUGUUU